AAACGCAUCAAAAGUUUUCGAUAAUACACACAAAUGGAUCACAAAACCCACAUAGCCAUUUUCCCAAGCCCUGGGAUCAGUCACCUGAUUCCCUUCAUAGAGUUAGCCAAACGCCUAGUUUCUCACAACAACUUCCACGUUACAUGUCUCCUUCUCACCACCACCGACGACUGCAACGCCCCAUCUCCGGCCAAGACGGCCAUCCUCGACUCCCUACCCGCCGCCGUCGACGCCGUCUUUCUUCCUCCGGUCAGCUUCGACGACCUUCCUGAAGAUUACAGUUCUGCACUCAAACUCACCCUCACCGUAACUCGCUCCCUCUCUUCUCUCCAAACAGCGUUAGAGUCUCAGCUUUCUCCACUCUCAGCUUUCAUUGCCGACCCCUUUGGUUUUGAAUCCUUGGAAGUCGCCAAAGGGUUAAACGUUCCGUCGUUUAUUUUCUUCUCUACAAACGCCAUGGCUUUGUCCUUGUUCGUCCACUUGCCGAAGCUCGAUGAAGAAGCCGCCUCUGUUCGGUUCCUGAAAGACCUACCCGACCCGGUCAGACUACCCGGCUGCGUACCUCUUCAUGGUAAGGAUCUGAUAGAGCCGCUCCAAGACCGGGAAAGCCAGAGCUACGAGUCAUUUUUGAAAAUCUCGAAAGGACUAUAUUUGCCGGAGGGUAUACUCAUCAAUAGCUUUCUGGACAUGGAAUCCGAAGGAAUAAAAGCUUUGGAAGCCAAUGAAGGAAUGCCACGUAUCUUUCCGGUUGGACCAAUCGUUCAAAUUGGGUCAAGUGACGGAUCAGAGUGUUUGACUUGGCUGGACCAGCAGCCACGUGGCAGUGUGCUAUACGUUUCGUUCGGUAGCGGUGGGACCCUAUCGAGUGAUCAGCUGACCGAGCUGGCAUUUGGGUUGGAGAUGAGUGGCCAGAGGUUCUUAUGGGUUACGAGAAAGCCAAACAACGAAUCUUCAAGCGGUGCCUUUCUCAAAGAAGGUGGUGAUCCGAGCCAAAAGAUCGAGUCUUUUGAUUACUUACCAGAUGGGUUUUUGGAGAGAACGAAAGGGAGAGGUCUGGUUGUGCAGUCAUGGGUGCCACAAGCUCAGGUCUUGAGCCAUGGCUCGACGGGUGGGUUCGUGAGCCACUGCGGUUGGAGCUCGGUUCUUGAGAGCGUUGUGAAUGGGGUACCGCUCAUUGCGUGGCCACUUUACGCUGAGCAGAAAAUGAAUGCGGUUAUGCUCGUGGAUGGGCUGCAAGUGGCGCUGCGGCCGAGAGCUGGAGAAAACGGCGUCGUUGGACGGGAUGAGGUUGCCAGAGCUGUGAAGGUGUUGAUGGAGCAGAGUUGUGAAGAGGGUAAGAAAGUUGGGAACCGUAUGAAUGAGCUGAAAGAGGCUGCUGCUGUGGCACUCGGCAAAGAUGGUUCUUCCACUCGAGCACUGUCGGACUUGGCAUCUAUGUUUGAGAAAUAAGCUAUCCAAUUAGAAUACAAUUAUGUGUUGAGAUAGUGUCCUGUGCUUUCAAUAUAUUACGCCAAUAGAGAAUAAGAAGUCUUUUUAAUAAAUCUUCUAAACAAUAAAAUAAAAUUAGUGAUGUUAUUUGUUAUAUUAAGGUUUUUCUAAUAAUAUAGAUGAGAAGACAUUCUAUUAUU
Molecule: messenger RNA, 1628 nt
Organism: Humulus lupulus (European hop)
Lineage: Eukaryota; Viridiplantae; Streptophyta; Magnoliopsida; Rosales; Cannabaceae
Product: hydroquinone glucosyltransferase-like
Exons: 1
Coding region: 34-1449 (471 amino acids)
Molecular function (GO): UDP-glycosyltransferase activity
Source: RefSeq, a predicted model, not a curated record